UAUUACAGAAAUUAGUAAUUACAUUUUACAAUGUCUCAAAAGUUCAGUGUUUUGUGUUUAUAUUUAUCUGACUGAAAAUAUAAUUACUUUUACAAUUCAAUUUAAAUUUUAAUCAGAGUUUUCUUGUAUAGUAGUUUUUCCUUUUAAUAUUCUAUAUUUGAAUCGAAGAAAUGAAUAGUUCCUGUUUAACCAAAACCGAAACCAAGUCCCCUUUUUUAAUUGGAGUGGCUGGUGGAACUGCAUGUGGAAAAUCCACCGUUUGCAAGAAUAUUAUAGAGAAAUUGGGGCAAACCAAUUUAGAUGAAACAAGAAGGCAAGUAGUAUCGAUCAGUCAAGACAGCUUUUACAGAGAAUUAAAUGCUGCGGAAAAAAUCAAAGCUUCUAAAGGACAAUUCAAUUUUGAUCACCCUGAUGCAUUUGACGAAGUCUUCAUGUUUCAAACUUUGACUGAUAUUCAAGCAGGAAAGACCUGUACUAUUCCAGUUUACAACUAUAAAACAAAUUCUAGGAGUAAGAAUGAGAAUAUAAUCAUCUAUCCUGCUGAUGUUGUGAUUGUUGAAGGCAUAUUAGCGUUUUAUUUUCCCGCAAUAAGAGAUCUAUUUCAUAUGAAAUUAUUUGUCGAUACAGAUUCAGAUACUAGAUUAGCCAGAAGAGUUCCUAGAGAUAUCAAUGAAAGAGGCAGAGAUUUAGAACAAGUACUAAAUCAAUAUAUGAAUUUUGUAAAGCCUGCUUUUGAAGAAUUUUGUUUACCAACUAAAAAAUUUGCGGAUAUUAUCAUACCAAGGGGAGCAGAAAAUUUCGUGGCUAUUGAUUUGAUUGUUCAGCAUAUACGAGAUUUAUUAAAUAGUGAACAUUGUACUCAAUAUGAACUUUCAGAAGGAUUAGUAGCAGUACACACAAAUAAUGUUAAUGCAUCUAGACUACAUUAAUCUAACCUAAUGUAAAAUUAUUUAUAACAAAAUUAAUCUACAUUUUUUUUACAUUAUAAGAACAAAACAAAAUGUAUGUAACUAUGAGUGAAUAAAAUUAUUAACAUUAUUUUAAAAA
Messenger RNA from Acyrthosiphon pisum (pea aphid), 1047 nucleotides. It is a transcript of the gene Uck, whose product is annotated as Uridine-cytidine kinase. Gene Ontology annotation, molecular function: ATP binding; kinase activity. Lineage: Eukaryota; Metazoa; Arthropoda; Insecta; Hemiptera; Aphididae. The record is from RefSeq and is marked provisional.